AUGACAGCUGAAAAGGCUAUCCCUACAAUUAAUGGCAAACCCGAAGAUGCUCAGGAUCCUGAAGCCUCCAGCACCAAUUUGGUCCACAGCAACGAUAAGAAGGUGCACGAAAGAGGCCAUUGGAACAAUAAAAUUGAAUUUGUGCUAUCGGUGGCAGGGGAAAUUAUUGGGUUGGGGAACGUGUGGCGAUUCCCAUAUCUCUGCUACAAAAAUGGAGGAGGUGCCUUCCUUAUACCCUAUGUCAUUUUCUUCAUUUGCUGUGGAAUACCAGUGUUUUUCUUGGAAACUGCUUUGGGGCAGUUUACUAGUGAAGGAGGAAUUACAUGCUGGAGAAAAGUUUGCCCAUUGUUUGAAGGGAUUGGAUACGCCACCCAGGUUAUUGAAGCACAUUUGAAUGUUUACUAUAUCAUCAUUUUAGCAUGGGCUAUUUUUUAUCUAUUUAACUGCUUCACAAUGGAGCUUCCCUGGGCAAGCUGUGGUCAUGAGUGGAACACAGAACAUUGUGUGGAAUUUCAGAAACUUAAUAUGAGCAAUUGCACUCAACAAUAUUUGAAGAAUGCUACUUCUCCAGUCAUGGAAUUUUGGGAACGAAGAGUGUUGGCCAUAUCGGACGGCAUUGAACACAUUGGGGAUCUGCGCUGGGAACUGGCACUAUGCCUUCUGGCUGCCUGGACUAUCUGCUACUUUUGCAUUUGGAAAGGUACAAAGUCAACUGGCAAGGUUGUAUAUGUAACGGCUACAUUUCCAUACGUCAUGUUGUUGGUUCUACUGAUUCGAGGAGUAACAUUACCUGGGGCCUCUGAAGGAAUAAAAUUCUACCUGUAUCCCGACCUAUCUCGUCUUUCUGACCCACAGGUCUGGGUAGAUGCUGGAACACAGAUAUUUUUCUCCUAUGCUAUCUGCCUGGGAUGCUUGACAGCCCUAGGAAGCUACAAUAACUACAAUAAUAACUGUUAUAGAGACUGCAUUAUGCUCUGUUGCCUGAACAGUGGUACAAGCUUUGUGGCUGGUUUUGCCAUCUUUUCUGUUCUUGGCUUUAUGGCUUUUGAACAGGGGGUUCCCAUAGCAGAGGUUGCAGAAUCAGGACCUGGACUUGCUUUCAUUGCAUAUCCAAAAGCUGUAACAAUGAUGCCUCUUUCUCCAUUGUGGGCAACUUUGUUUUUCAUGAUGCUUAUAUUCCUUGGAUUAGAUAGUCAGUUUGUGUGUGUUGAGAGUCUUGUGACAGCAGUGGUGGAUAUGUAUCCCAAAGUUUUCCGGAGAGGAUAUAGAAGAGAAAUGUUGAUUCUAGCUCUUUCAAUUGUGUCUUUCUUUCUUGGUUUAAUCAUGUUAACAGAGGGCGGAAUGUAUGUUUUCCAGCUAUUUGAUUCUUAUGCUGCUAGUGGAAUGUGCCUUCUUUUUGUUGCUAUAUUUGAGUGUGUCUGCAUUGGGUGGUUUUAUGGAAGCAAUCGGUUUUAUGACAACAUUGAAGAUAUGAUUGGGUACAGACCACUGAUAAUGUUUAAAUGGUGUUGGAUGUUCAUUACUCCUGGUAUUUGUGCAGGCAUCUUCAUAUUUUUCCUGGUGAAAUAUAAACCUUUGAAGUAUAACAACGUAUAUAUAUACCCAGACUGGGGUUAUGGUAUUGGCUGGAUGAUGGCUCUGUCCUCCAUGGUCUGCAUUCCUUUGUGGAUCUGUGUAAAACUGUGGAAAUCAGAAGGAACCAUUUUGGAGAGAUUCAGAAAACUGAUUGUACCUAGCCCAGAUCUGAAAAUGAGAGGAAAGAUCAGAGCUGGCUCAUAUGUUGCUACAGCAAAUGACUACGAUGCCAAACUGAAAGGUGAUGGCAACAUUUCAGCCAUUACAGAAAAAGAAACACAUUUCUAA
Protobothrops mucrosquamatus (brown spotted pit viper) is the source of this 1863-nucleotide messenger RNA. Its product is annotated as sodium- and chloride-dependent GABA transporter 3. The transcript has 14 exons. The record is from RefSeq and is a predicted model, not a curated record. Lineage: Eukaryota; Metazoa; Chordata; Lepidosauria; Squamata; Viperidae. Gene Ontology annotation, biological process: sodium ion transmembrane transport. Gene Ontology annotation, cellular component: membrane. The coding region runs from base 1 to 1863 and encodes 620 amino acids.